This is a messenger RNA of Alligator mississippiensis (American alligator), 1999 nucleotides long. RefSeq names its product heterogeneous nuclear ribonucleoprotein L (gene HNRNPL). Gene Ontology annotation, biological process: regulation of RNA splicing; mRNA processing. Lineage: Eukaryota; Metazoa; Chordata; Crocodylia; Alligatoridae. Bases 7 to 1710 code for a protein of 567 amino acids. Gene Ontology annotation, molecular function: mRNA binding. The record is from RefSeq and is a predicted model, not a curated record. The transcript has 13 exons. Gene Ontology annotation, cellular component: nucleus.
GGCGACAUGGGCAAGAUGGCGGCGGGGGGCGGCGGCGGGGGGGGCUCGGGCCGCUACUACGGCGGUGAAGGCGGCCGCGCCCCGAAGCGCCAGAAGACGGAGAACGCGGAGGCGCAGCACGGCCCGGGCGGCGGAGGGCCCGGGGGGGGCGGCGCGGGCGGCCCCGGCGCGGCCGGAGGGGAGAACUACGACGACCCGCACAAGACCCCCGCGUCUCCCGUGGUCCACAUCCGCGGGCUGAUCGACGGCGUGGUGGAGGCCGACCUGGUGGAAGCGCUGCAGGAGUUCGGCCCCAUCAGCUACGUGGUGGUGAUGCCGAAGAAGCGCCAGGCCCUGGUGGAGUUCGAGGACAUCCUCGGCGCCUGCAACGCCGUCAACUACGCCGCGGACAACCAGAUCUACAUCGCCGGGCACCCCGCCUUCGUCAACUACUCCACCAGCCAGAAGAUCUCCCGCCCCGGAGACUCCGACGACUCCCGCGGCGUCAACAACGUGCUGCUCUUCACCAUCCUCAACCCCAUCUACUCCAUCACCACGGAUGUGCUGUAUACCAUCUGCAACCCCUGCGGGCCUGUGCAGAGGAUCGUGAUCUUCCGGAAGAACGGGGUGCAGGCCAUGGUGGAGUUUGACUCGGUGCAGAGCGCGCAGAGAGCGAAGGCGUCUCUCAAUGGUGCUGACAUUUACUCGGGGUGUUGCACACUCAAGAUCGAAUACGCUAAGCCCACUCGCCUCAACGUCUUCAAGAACGACCAGGACACGUGGGAUUACACCAACCCCAACCUCAGUGGACAAGGUGACCCCGGAGGAAACCCCAACAAGCGCCAGAGGCAGCCCCCUCUCCUCGGAGACCACCCGGCGGAAUAUGGAGGACCCCAUGGCGGGUAUCACGGCCACUACCAUGACGAGGGCUAUGGCCCACCUCCGCCUCACUACGAGGGGAGAAGGAUGGGCCCCCCCGUGGGCGGGCACCGCCGGGGGCCCAGCCGCUACGGCCCCCAGUACGGCCAUCCCCCGCCCCCACCCCCGCCCCCGGAGUAUGGCCCACACGCUGACAGCCCCGUGCUCAUGGUGUACGGCUUGGACCAGUCCAAAAUGAAUUGUGACCGCGUCUUCAACAUCUUCUGCCUGUACGGGAACGUGGAGAAGGUUAAAUUCAUGAAAAGCAAGCCCGGUGCUGCCAUGGUAGAGAUGGCGGAUGGCUACGCGGUGGAUCGUGCCAUCACCCACCUCAACAACAACUUCAUGUUCGGGCAGAAGCUGAACGUGUGCGUGUCGAAGCAGCAGGCCAUCAUGCCCGGCCAGUCCUACGGCCUGGAGGACGGUUCCUGCAGCUACAAGGACUUCAGCGGCUCCCGCAACAAUCGCUUCUCAACUCCAGAGCAGGCAGCUAAGAACCGCAUCCAGCACCCCAGCAACGUGCUGCACUUCUUUAAUGCGCCGCUGGAGGUGACAGAGGAUAACUUCUAUGAGAUCUGUGACGAGCUGGGUGUGAAGAGGCCAUCGUCCAUUAAGGUGUUUUCAGGGAAAAUAGCAAGUGCCCCCCCUGUGCCCCCAGGUGAGAGGAGCUCCUCCGGCCUGCUGGAGUGGGACUCGAAGAGCGAUGCGCUGGAGACCCUGGGCUUCCUCAACCAUUACCAGAUGAAGAAUCCAAACGGGCCGUAUCCCUACACGCUGAAGCUCUGUUUCUCCACGGCGCAGCACGCCUCCUAAACCCCAGGACAGAGGAGGCCUCGUCCCUGCCUUCUCCGCCGGGUCUUCAGCCCUCGUAUCCCUUUUUUAUUUUUGGUUUCUUUUUUUUCUUUUUUUACCGUGGGGGGGUGGGGGGAGUUAGUAGCAGCAGCCUCGGGCCGAGCCGCCAAGCCGGGGCCCGGGGGGUUGGGGAGCCUGUCUGCUGGGCGCUGUUGGUUUUAAGAUGAUUGUACAUGUGAUUUUUGUUUCUUCCUGUUACUUUGUGCUGCCCGUGUUACCGGCACCUUUCAAUAAAACCCAUUUGGAAACA